GCAUCCAAGCUGAAGGGGCUACAGGCCUACAGCUACACAGCUCCGAUACUCUGUCAAUUCGCAACGCGGUACCAGUAGUUCUCACCACCUCGCGCGAAUAAGUCCCGCUUCCUCAAAUCUCUCUGUGUCUCUUCACUAGGUCGCCGGAACCCUUCGCUGGCGCCAUCACGCCGGUUGCGCUCCUUUAUCUAUCUUCUAUCAGCCGCUGAAUCUCGUCGUAUUUAGGUAAGCAUCUGGCUACUGCCGCGCCGCCUUUUUGUUUUCAACCAUCGCCGGAGCCACGCGCUCUCCCUUAAUCUGGUUGACGCGCGCUGUGGUUCUCAGUGUUUUACCUUUCUGGGUUCCCAAGAAGCCUCGAUACUAGACUUAUUAACGAUGAAAGGUCGGCUUUGGAGGAGAGAGCAUUCCAGCCGCACGAAGGGUUUAGCCCGUCCUCCGAGGGUAUUGGUGAGAUAGGGUUAGCUUAUCCUUCUUGGAGCACGCAUAGACCUAGGGCAAGGCACUCGAAAAGAUGGGGGAUGACGUGGAGAGAGAAAGCAAGAGGAAAUCGUUAUCAUCGGUGGGAAGUCUUGCCGUGCCCGAUGAGGAGGACGAACGGCCGAUUGGAUCCCUGUUCAAUUUGAAAAAGCCGCGGGGUGUGAAGAAAGGUAGGCCUCUGCUGCCGCAGUCUAGGGUUGAAAACCCUAACGUUAAGAUGUUAGAUUUAGGUGGAUUGGAUACUACAUUGGCUUGUUUUAAAAAGAAAUUGAAGGGCCCGAAGAAGGUUAAAGAUGUCUCUGGGGCAGAAUCUUGGGGAGAUGUACUGAAAGGUUCCUCUCCUGACCUUAUGGGCUGUAGCGCUUCAUCUUCUAAGUUGGCACUCUCUGUAAAGCCCCAAACUGGGAGAUCUAAGCGGGCUUUGUCCAAGGGGGAUGGUGAUGUUUGGGAUUUUGAGCUUCUUGGGAUCUCUGAUGGUUCUUCUGAUUCAAGCUUGGAAGAUUCUUUGUCUGCCUACAUCCAGAGGGCCCAAUCAAGCGCUGGUUUUGGAGUGCAGUCUACUAAAACACAGAUCAAACAGACAUCAAGCACUUUGGGUUCUGGGGAUGUGUCAAAGGAUAGGUUCGAUGGGGAGCAGAAACAUCCCAGGGUUGUCAGGCAGGGAAGAAAAUGUACUGCUGCCCCUUAUGCAGAGUUGAAGGUGGUUGCUAGAAUUGAUGGAAUUCCAGAUCAGAUUUCCAAUGAUGAAAGCAUGUGGGCAGGGUUUGCCAGGGAAUCAGACCCUUUGCUGGAACUGAAGAAGAGAAGUAGAAGCCGAAAAUCUGACAGAUCUGUCAAAGACGGCCCAUCUGGAGAUCAGAUUAAUGAAGAUGAAAACACAAGGGCAAGAUUUGCUGAGAAAACAAACUUUUUACUGGCACCGAAGAGAAGAGGGAGAAUCAGAAAAUCAGACAGAACAGUUAAAGACUCAGUCUCUGGAAGAGUGAAAGCUUCCCCUUUGAUUCCUACAGUUGAAUUUAAGGUAGAUCGUGAUAGGGUUGACAAUAGUGGUCUUGAUAGAGCAUCACAAGAAGUUUUGGAGAAUUCAGCAGUCGCUUGUGUUGACCUUGAGAUAGGUGAAAUUAAAGCAGGAAGUGAAGAAGGUGGAAUAAGCAAUCUUUUAGGCCAUGAGAAUGGAUACAAUCCAAAUUCUAGUGGAUUAAUUCAUGAACUAAGAUGUUGCCAAGAUAAAGAGGAGUUGCAAUCCUUGCAUGAUGGCUUGCAGCAUUGUUCCAAUGGUAGCAUGAGCCAGAAGCAUGAAAUUGUUGAGCUUUGUUCAAGUGCUGUAUCUCCAACUAGAACCUGUAGGAUUGCUGAAUCUAGUCAAUUUUCUCAAACAAUUGAUGAAGAAGUGAAUCAAAAUUUGAUGAUGGUGACAUCAGAACACUUUGGCUUCCAAAAGGAAGCUUCUGCUAUUAGCCUUUCCCUUGUUCAGGAUUCAUGUUCGCCGCAGUUGACAAUGAUACCUGAGAAUGUUUCAGGGUCUGCUGAUUUGUUAAAUCAAUCAUUUGAUUAUAAUUCUCAAGCACUUCCUCCCUGGACAUCACUGAAGAAUGAUGCUACUUCUUUUGGAGAUAAUACGUUGAAUGACUCAUGUAUAGAAGCUUUAAGUCAGAAGGCUGGUACUAGAACUGAAUCCAUUAGUCUGCCAUUUGUUGAAGCAACUGCAAGGGAACCUGCUUUUUCUGAGAAGCUAAUAGAACUAUCUGAAGAGACUUCACAUAUUGCUGAGAAGAUGACAAUUUCAUCCCCUUUGAAGUGCAUUGUUGCACCUGUUAGUCGAAAAGCUUUGAACCAAUCUGUUGAGGAAGGAUUGGCAAAGCAACCUGUUGUUGUUGCGUGCAAAGAACAAAUUCAGGUUGCAAGUGAAGAUCUUACCAUUUCUAAUGUUCUUGAUGUAUCAUUGCAUAAUGCUUUUAUUACUAAUGGAAUUGAACAACUUGGAGAAUCUAAACAACCUGAUUCUGGUCAUUCGGACCCUGAACCAACAGUUCUAAGGGCAGUACGGAAUGCGAAAAAACGCAAGCAUGGUGACAUGGCUUAUGAAGGAGAUGAUGGUUGGGAAGUUCUCAUCCAUGAGCAAGGACUUUUUACAAACAUUUCUGUUGAUGAUUACCAGUCUACCACCAAUGUAGAGAAACCUAGUGUUUCCAGUGUUGUAUGGGAUGCAAGUGAUGGAGGUGCAGCAGCUGUUGCGGCUGGUCUGAAAGCUAAUGCCCUUAGCCCAAUUGAGAAAAUCAAAUUUAAAGACGUUAUUAAGCGCAAAGGUGGUAUUCAGGAAUAUCUGGAAUGCAGGAAUUUAAUUUUUCAUCAUUGGAGUAAAGAUGUGAAACAUAUGUUGACUUUUGAAGAUUGCGGGCUAUCUUAUGGUACUUUGGAAGAUGAGCCUCCUCGAAUAUCCCUUAGCCGUGAUAUCUUUAUGUUUCUUGAUCAACAUGGAUAUAUCAAUUCAGGCAUUGCUGCAGAAAGAAGUCCUAGAAGCUCUGCUUUACUUAUUUCUGGAUCACCAAAGGAAUCAAAAUCAAAGAGAACCUGUGAUUUGCGGAACGCUAGUUCUGAGGAGGAAGCAGCGUGCCUUGUAGGUGAGGUUGAGGGUUCUGCAAAUAUUAGUGCAUCAGUCAACGCUGUAGCAUUCCAAGGUCAACUUAAAAAAAGUGUGUCUGAAAAAGAUGCUAAUGAUGAUAAGGAUCCUCUUGAGUCUAGCCUAAUAUCUGAAUUAUCUGGAAAUGCAAAUAUUGUAGAAAAUGCAGGGGCCCUUAAUGAUUCAGUGUUUGCAUCGAGUGAUAUGCGAUCAGUUGACUGCACCUGCAAAUCAAGGGAAUCUUAUUAUGAUAAAGCAGCAAGUUUCUGUGCAGUCCAUCCUUGGGAAAGAGAUGUUGAAGGUCAUAGUACGGUUAUACUUGAUAUUCCAAGAAGCUGUGGGAUGGUUGAUCAUCCAAUGGAAUCACAUGUGUCCCCGAAGCAGAAAGCCACUAAAGGGAGUGGUUGUGCUGAAUCCAAUUAUAGUUUGCAGAAGAAAAUAGUAAUUGUUGGAGCUGGGCCUGCUGGUUUGACCGCAGCUCGCCAUUUACAGCGUCAAGGCUAUUCUGUUACUGUGCUGGAGGCUCGAGGCAGGAUAGGAGGUCGGGUGUGCACAGAUCGAAAGUCCCUUUCAGUUCCUGUGGAUCUUGGAGCCAGCAUUAUAACUGGUGUCCAGGCUGAUGUUGCAACUGAAAGAAGGCCAGACCCUUCCUCUCUAAUAUGUACUCAAUUAGGCCUGGAGUUGACCGUUUUAAACAGUGAUUGCCCUCUUUAUGACAUAGUAACAGGCCAUAAAGUGCCCACUGAUUUGGAUGAGGCUCUUGAAGCAGAAUACAAUAGUCUCCUUGAUGACACCUUGUUAUUCAUAUCACAACUUGGUGAGAAUGCAAUGACUAUGUCUCUUGAGGAUGGGCUGGAAUAUGCUCUUAGGAGGUGUCGGAUGUCUUUGUCAACAUCACCUGUUGUAAAGGCAGAACAGUUAAACAUUGCUUCUGAAUCAGGUAGUAUGGAGAAGGUUGGACCUUCAGUCAAAAAUGGAACUCAAUGUCGCAAUGGUGGUGUUCAGAAAACAGAUAUACUGAGUCCUCUUGAAAGAAGGGUGAUGGACUGGCACUUUGCAAACUUGGAGUAUGGAUGUGCUGCCUCACUUGAGCAAGUAUCCCUUCCUUAUUGGAAUCAGGAUGAUGUUUAUGGAGGAUUUGGGGGGGCUCAUUGUAUGAUUAAAGGUGGUUAUGGCGCUGUUUUAGAUAGUUUGGUUAAGGGCCUUGACAUACGCUUGAAUCAUGUAGUCACUGAAAUCUUUUAUGACAUUACAGAUCUUAAUGGAUCUGUUCAACAGUUAAACAAAGUGAAAAUAUGCACAUCAAAUGGCAAAGAGUUUUCAGCAGAUUCAGUCUUGAUUACCAUUCCACUAGGUUGCCUUAAAGCAAACACCAUCAUAUUUUCUCCAGCUCUGCCUGAUUGGAAAGAGUCUUCUAUCCAAAGGCUUGGUUUUGGUGUGUUGAAUAAGGUAGUAUUAGAGUUUCCUAAUGUUUUUUGGGACGAAACUGUAGAUUAUUUUGGGGCUACUGCAGAAGAAACAGAUAGCAGGGGCCGUUGUUUCAUGUUUUGGAAUGUCAUGAAAACAGUUGGUGCCCCAGUUCUUAUAGCACUCUUGGUUGGGAAAGCAGCUGUAUAUGGACAGAAUUUAAGUUCUGCUGAUCAUGUUAAUCAUGCUUUGAUGGUUCUCCGUAAGCUUUUUAGUGAAGCUUCUGUGCCUGAUCCUGUUGCGCAUGUCGUCACAAAUUGGGGUAUGGAUCCUUUCAGCAGGGGUGCCUACUCCUAUGUUGCAGUUGGGGCUUCUGGGGAGGACUAUGAUAUCUUAGGAAAGCCUGUUGCGAACUGUUUAUUUUUUGCUGGAGAAGCCACCUGCAAAGAGCACCCAGAUACAGUUGGUGGUGCAAUGAUGAGUGGACUUCGAGAAGCUGUACGUAUUAAUGACAUCUUAAGUACUGGUAAGGAUUAUGUCAUGGAGGUUGAGGCAAUAGAGGACAUGCAAACAAGGUCUGAUUGUGAAAGAAAUGAACUGCGAGACCUGUCGAAGAGACUUGAUGCAUGUAAACUUUCCCGUUAUAGUUGUGGUAUCUCUUCAGAUGGAGCACACAAGUUAUUGGCUGAGGAAGCCCUACUGCAGGACAUGUUCAUCAGUGCAAAAACAACUUCUGGAAGAUUACAUCUUGCUAAAGAGAUGUUGAGUCUUCCUGUGGAAGUUCUGAAGUCCUUUGCUAGCAACAGAGAAGGCCUUAGCAUUCUGAAUUCUUGGAUUCUUGAUUCAUUGGGAAAGAACGCCACACAGCUUCUGCGUCAUUGUGUCCGUUUACUUGUCCUUGUAUCAACUGAUCUCCUAGCUGUUCGACAAUCUGGGAUUGGUAAGACAAUCAAGGAGAAAGUCUGUGUACAUACCAGUAGAGAUAUUCGUGCCAUAGCAAGCCAGCUAGUAAGUAUGUGGAUAGAAGUUUUCCGCAAGGAAAAAGCUGCAAAUGGUAGAUUGAAGCUUCUGAGGCAGACAGCAGCAUCUGAACAGUCAAAGUUCAGAUCUAAAGAUCAAAAAGUAGGAAUUGCUCCUUUAAGCAAGGGAAGCGAAGCAGUGGAUAUUAAGGCUAUUCUUUUGCUUCCUUCAUCUGCUGGAAGCCAUUCACCAUCCACAGCAAAAACUAGGAAAACUGAAAAGGCAGGAAAAUUAGAGUCGGUAGCAGAUAGGAACUUGGCAGACUCUCAGAAGAAGAUUCAGAAUUUGGAUUCUAAAAUAGAGGGUGCCACCGCCCUAUCUGAAGAAGCUUCUGCCCUUGAUGCGGCUGAAGCUGCGCAUGCUUCUGCUAUUGCAGCAGCAAAGGCAUUUGCAUCUUCUGAAGCAGAGAUCAGCGCAUUUCGUGAACUCCCAAAGAUACCUUCUUUUCAUAAAUUUGCUAGGCGUGAUCAACAUGUGCAGAUGGAUGACUCCGAUCUCAGAAAGAGAUGGUCAGGUGCUGUUUCUGGGAAGCAAGAUUGCACGUCUGAGAUUGACUCAAGAAAUUGUAGGGUUAGAGAUUGGUCUCUUGAUUUUGCUUCUACCUGCAGAAAUCUUGAGAGAUCAAAACUUUCUGAUGAUAUGAACCAAAGUCUUUCAAAUGAGAUCGAGUGUCCAUUAAAUCUUGGGGAGCAUUCAGGAGAAAGUGGAACAAUUGAUAGUAGAUUGACAAAGGCAUGGGUUGAUACUGAUUCUGCUAGUAAUGGUGCGGUGAAAGAUUCUUCAGCCAUUGAGAGAUGGCAACGACAAGCAAUGGAUGCAGAUGCAGAAUUUUAUAAUCGUUUUCAUUUGAGGGAUGAAGAGGACUCCAAUAGAAUACAGAAGCUGCAAGCUUUAAAGCAGCAUGAACCUGCUGAUGGAAUGUAUGCUUCACAUGUUGCAGAAAACAAAUCUUCAUGUGAAGGUAAUCCUAGAGGAGUGGAACACGUUAAGCAAGGUGUUGUGGAUUAUGUUGCAUCACUUCUGAUGCCUCUUUAUAAAACGAGGAAGAUUGAUAAAGAAGGUUACAAGUCUAUUAUGAAGAAAACUGCAACAAAGGUUGUUGAACAGUGCACAGAGGCAGAGAAAGUGAUGACUGCAAAUGAGUUUCUAGAUUUCAGGCGCAAGAACAAGAUUAGAGCUUUUGUCGACAAGUUGAUUGAAAUGCACAUGGCAAUGAGACCCCCGGCAAACUCUUGAUGAUUGUCUUGCUGCAGAUACUCUGCGUAUAAUUCAUCACUGCAGCUUGUUGCUGCAAGAACCUUAAGCAAGUGAGGAGUUUCUCAUCGACCAACUCCAGAACUGGAUGUAUUUCUUGCAAACUGAAUUGCAUGAACACCAUUGAUUGUGCACCUUGAUUUCAUGAUUAUGGCAAACGAAUAGUUGAGAGAUCAGCCUAAUUUUAAAAUACCAGUCUGGUUUCCAUGUUGCAAGUUGUGUGGGUUUUCCCCAUCUUGUUUAUUAUGGAUUCUUCACUGGACGAUGGUGCUCUGGUUUCUUUGACGUACAAGGUCAGUUUUGGUUUGCAAGCAAUGCAAAAGAAGAUCAGGAGUUCAAAAUUCAUGCACGUGGAAGGCCGACUGGUUAUGUGCUAGACCUAGUUCAAGGAAUUCUUUCUAUAUGUUGGACGCCCAUCAAAGAUAAACAGAUUAGAAUGUUUUUGUUGUGUGGCAUUAUCCACAUCACACAAGAACCGAUGUAUUUUUAGGUUCUAGUUUGACCCUAUUCUUUGCUUAGGGACUCAUACAUGUUUACAAGAUUCCUCUUUUUUGGGGUGGUUCUGUACAGUUUUUCUUUUUUUUGAGAUUUUUCUGUGUUAAAUGCCAACUAACAUGACAAGUUAAUUCCUCUUGAUUUGCUGAUUUCUGCAAUCAGAACAAAGUGGGGAAAAAUGCAUCUAGAGUUUGGUGUUGUUUU
Messenger RNA from Dendrobium catenatum, 7477 nucleotides. Its product is annotated as lysine-specific histone demethylase 1 homolog 3. The transcript has 8 exons. The record is from RefSeq and is a predicted model, not a curated record. Lineage: Eukaryota; Viridiplantae; Streptophyta; Magnoliopsida; Asparagales; Orchidaceae. Bases 512 to 6760 code for a protein of 2082 amino acids. Gene Ontology annotation, molecular function: oxidoreductase activity; protein binding.